AUGUCUGAAGUGCCAAAAUUAACUGGUGAAGAAUUACUUCAACAAGAAAAUAUAAAAUUAUCAAAUGAAAUUCAAGAUAUACAUCAACAAAAUAUCGCUUUAAAUGCUGAUAAAGAUAAAUUGAUAAGAGAAAAUGCUAGAUUGAUUAAUGAAAUUGAACAAUUUGAAUUAAACAUUCAACAAUUAGAAUUUUGUAAUAGACAGUUAGUUGAUAGGAAUAAUGAAUUAGUUGAAAUUAAUAAUGCAUUAAAAAUAGUUUUUAAUAAUGAUGAUACAAGAAAUUUUUUUAAACAAAAAAUGAGUUUAAUGAAAAAUAUUAUUAUUAAUAUGAUAAUUAUUUAUUCUUCAAUAUUUUUAUUUUUUAUAAUAUGUAAUAAAUUUGAAUAUACUAUUACAUGUAUGCCUAUGAGUUAUAAAUAA
Molecule: messenger RNA, 420 nt
Organism: Cetraspora pellucida
Lineage: Eukaryota; Fungi; Glomeromycota; Glomeromycetes; Diversisporales; Gigasporaceae
Source: the annotation of a GenBank genome assembly